AUGCGGGCCCGAUACUGGAUUGGCGCAAUUGCAGUUGUCCUGUGUGCGGUAUGCACCUACUCGCCGGUUUUCCUGUAUUUCCUGCUGUUCCUGUUGUACUCGCUGGCUUUGAUCGCCCUCGCCGUGGUCGGGACGAUGUAUGUGCAUUACAAGGUGACCAGCCGGAAGCCAGCCGCAUACACCGAGCAAGGACAAAACCUGCAGGCGAACGUGCUGUACAACGCCACCCGGUUGCAACUGUUCGGGGAAAACGCUCCAAGGCUGCUGCAAUCAUCGCGCCCCACCGGCGGACGGAACGCAUCGAACGGAAGUGGAACCGCCGGAAGCGCACCCGGUUCCGCCGGCACCGGUCAGCUGCAUAUCAUCUUCGGUCGCACGGUGGAUGGGUUGCUGCAGCAGAUUAUUGAUAACACGAUGCGCGAUUUGGUUGGACCCGCCCUGGAGACGGUGGUCGCGAAUCCGCGCCGGAUCGUUGAGCUGCUCCGCGAGGACAUUUGGCUGGGAAUCGAGAAGCUGCACGAGCGCGCCGCUCGUAUCGAUGCGCCGAAAAUGAUAGCGUGCGAUUUCGUCUCCAAGGUGACGGCGCAUCUCCGGCGGAUCCACCGGCAAGGACACGAGCGGCGCGGCAAGGACAAAGCCGGCGAUGGUGACCCGGAACCGGCCGGUGGAACGAGCACGGAACCGAUCAUGACCGCGGCGUACCUAGCGACACCCGAGAAAGAGCUCGAGUUUCUGAAGAAGAUCUGUGAGAUGCUGGUCAUCUUUCUGCUGCCCCGGGGUUACUCGCUGUCGCCGAUCAAGGACCUGCUGAGCGAGGUGGUAGCCUACCGGGUGCUGCACCCGGCGAUCCGCUACCUCACCUCGCCCGAGUUUAUCAACCAGCAGAUCGUGGAGUGCAUCGAGACGCGGCUGGUCGCGGUUGCGAUUCAGAAGCGCAGCCACGAGUACGCGGCCAAUUUCGACGACUUCCUGCGCAUCAUCGACAUGACGCAGACGGCCGAGGAGCUGCACUCGAUCCGGGCGAGCAUCGUGAGCGACAUCCGGCAGGCGACGGUGAUGCAGACGAUGCAGCGAAUGCGCGGUGGGUUCCCCAUGUCCGGCGAGUCGGGCGGCACUGAUUCCGGGGAUACUCCAACCACCGGACAGGGAGGUACGGGUAGUGGUGGCGGCGGUUCGAGUGAACCAGCGGCCUCGCUUAAGCUGCGCAAGUACAUCCAGCAGCUGUCGUUUGCGAAAAACCAGUGCGAAAAGUGCCUGGCAAAGCUGGGCUGGGAAGGCAGCGUAAGCAACGACGUCGAUCUGUCGAUCGCGGACAUCCUUUCGACGGUGGUCGGUCGGCGGUAUCUGACGGCGUUCCUUGAGCCAAUGAAUGCGGGCACACUGGUUGGGUAUUACACGACCGUCGAAGAGCUGCGGCGAGCGAAUCGAUCCGCCUGGCAUCAGCUGGGGGCGGAGAUAUUCUACACCUACAUCCGUGCACCCAACUCCGAGAUUCCGCUUGACAAGCCGACCCGCAAGCGCAUGGAGGCGUUUUUGGUGGGUGACGUGGGCGGGCCGGAAGUGUUCUACGAGGUGCAACGGGAGUGCCUGGCGAUGCUAGAGCAGAAGUACCACCAGCCGUUUCUGUUGAGCGACGAGUAUGGCCGAUUGAAGGGUUCACUUACGCAGGACGAAAUCAAAGAGAUCGUCACGUUCGGUGGCGAAACCGGCCCAGGUGGUGGCCCAACAGAACUGAGUGCCGGUGCGUCGCUUGGAAGCCAGGACAGCCAGGAUAGCCAGGAGAGUGCGGGUUCUGCAGCACCCUCAUCCGUCGGUUCGUCCCAGAACGGCAGCAGUGACGGUGAUCCGGCAUUAGCAGACCUCAGCAACCACUCGCAGUACGCACGCAACAAGCUGGACCGAUUGGACGAGAAACUCGCGAACAAACAGCAAGCCCUCGAGGCGCUUAAGCAUUCGCUUAAGCCAGACUCGAAGCUGCUGCCGAUGCUGGAGCGCGAGAUCGAGUGGUUGCGGGGUGAACGGCGCCAGCUGGAGUCGCACCUGCUCCGUACCGAGGUCUGGAGCGAGUACCUGGGCAGCUGGCGUGCCAUCGUCGAGAGUGUCGACUUCUCGGACGAUCGCGAACCGCCGCAGUUUAUGAUCGUGGUUCAGGUGGACGAGAUGAACGAUUACGGUGCGGCGGGGCAGCGGGAUGAUACGCUCGUCGCAACCGCACUCGAGGCCACCGAUAGCAUCUCGACCGGGUGGGUUGUCGUACGCUCGCUGGCGCAGUUUCACGCGCUCCAUCGUAAGCUGCGGCCCAUGUGCGCUGAAUUGCGCCAACUCGAUUUGCCCUCAAACAACGCGUUUAAGCUGUUCCUGCUCAAGAACGACCGCGCCCUGCUCGAGAAGGCGAAGGCGCAGGUUCAACGCUACCUCAGCUUCAUCCUGGAGGACGACCACCUAAACCAGAGCGAAGCGGUGUACGAGUUUCUCAGCCCAAGCUCGGAUCGGCUCAAGCAGGGUGGUGCGGGAGGUACGGGAGGUGCUGGCAACGGUGGUGGUGGGGCUGGUUCCGGAACCAGUGGUGCCACAAUCCAGCCAUCACCAUCGAAGAAGUGGUCCAAGUUUUCCCUUGCAACCAUUUUCCGCGGAAACAGCGAUAAACUCGAACAGCUAUGGCACACGGGAGGACCUCCAUUGCGGCCGUUUGCAGCGGAUUUCACGCCGGAAGACGCCGAUCAGGUGUCCCUGUACCUCGAGGGUGGUUGUGGUGGUGGCACAGGAAUCGGCACGGCAGGACCACCUGACGGAACGACGGUUGAACCGCGUGAUUCGAUCGCGGAACCACUUUACACGCUGUUGGGUGAAAUCUUCGACCUCGGUGGCGUGUUUCGCUGGCUCCGCAAGAGCCUCAUCUCGUUCGUGCAGAUCACGUACGGGCAGACGAUUAACCGGCAGUUGCGCGAAUCCAUCACGGCACUGUUCGAGGAACCUAUGCUGCACGCGUAUGCCAGUGCCGUCCUGCGGAACCUCUGGCCCGGUGGUGCCACACUCCAGGCUAGUGGUGGCGUGCGACUGCUUGCACCCGAUCGGACCGAGGAUGAACAGGAGAUGAUCAUGAACGCCGCCCGGUCGCUGCUGCAGGACAACAUACCGGAGCUGCUGUGCAGCCUGAUUGGGGCGCAGAAUGCCCGCCAGGGUGCGAUGAAGCUGUUCGAGGCGCUGCAGAACCCGCAGUACAACAAACAACUGUUCUACGACCUGCUGGAAACGCUCAUGCUGGAGUUGUUCGAGGAAAUACGCCAACCCAAACCGGCCAGCGAGGCGCAACCACGCGAGUACCACCACCAGCCGGUGCAGGUGUCC
Anopheles nili is the source of this 3348-nucleotide messenger RNA. Its product is annotated as sorting nexin-25-like. NCBI's taxonomy places the organism in Eukaryota, Metazoa, Arthropoda, Insecta, Diptera, Culicidae. Gene Ontology annotation, cellular component: intracellular membrane-bounded organelle. The annotation marks the transcript as partial. The transcript has 3 exons. The record is from RefSeq and is a predicted model, not a curated record. Gene Ontology annotation, molecular function: phosphatidylinositol binding.